AUGGCUGACGAAACCAUUGUAGAGUUGAACGAGCGGUUCGGCUCGGGAACCAAGGAUCUCGAGGCCGACGUGGUUGCAGAACUCAAGUCGAUCAUGGGCAUGCACCAGUUGUCGGUUCAGGAACUGUAUUACAAGUGGGAGUCUUAUGGCAUUAAGAUGGAAAUGGGCGACUUCAACGCCUCCAUCGACAACCUCCGCGCUUUUAAACAGAAUCUGCAGGACGACCUCGUGCGGAGCAACCGGUCGCAGGUGCACAUCAAGACGGAGAAGCGAGGGGGCGCCACCCCGCGAGUGAGCAAGGGCGGCGGUGAUGUCUUUGGGAUGUUGGAUGGGCUUGCGACACCGGGUGCUGGGAGGACCAAGCUAGCUGCUAGGAGGACACCGGCAGUUUCGCGGGUUAAGGCCGAGCCGACCAGCUCCCCCCUGAAAAUGGAAGACCAACUAAACGCCAUGGGCGCAAUACCUCCGUCAUCCUUCAACGACAGGCCAAACGCCGGCGAAGUACUGGAGAUCCUCAACGAGCAACUCGAGGCCGCCGAACCCCCGAUUUCCCCCUUCCCCGAACCCCGCAUCAAACUGGCUGCCACAUCGGACCAGAAGAAACUUGGAUACAAAGGGCUGGUGAUGAAACUGUCAGAGGCGUCGGAAAUCUUGGACGACCGGAUAGAGGAUUUUGUCGGCCUAGUGGCGAAGCAACACCAGCUCGAAGACUCGGCAUUCGGGAGUCCCGCGAGCCAGGGAACCGCCGAGAUCGUCGCCGUCGGACGCAUCGCAUCAGACUCCGCGGAGGGCAAGCUGAACGCCGCCUCCCUGGUCCUAGAGUCCUCAAGGAGGAUGGGCAACGGCCUGCGCGUGCCGCUCAACCUCAGCAAGCUCAAAGGCUACCAGUUCUUCCCCGGCCAGAUCGUCGCCCUCCGCGGCAUCAACACCUCGGGCCGGGACUUCACCGUGCACGAGGUCCUCGACAUCCCGCUCCUCCCCAACGCCGCCUCCGACCCGGACACCCUCUCCGCCCACCUCGCCCGACUGCGCGGCGGGCCCGACGCCAUGGACUCGGACGACGACAACACCGCCACCCCCCCGCUAACCAUCCUCUUCGCCUCGGGCCCCUACACCGCCGACGACAACCUGGACUUCGAACCCCUACACACGCUAUGCAGCGAAGCCGCCGACACGUACGCAGACGCCGUCGUGCUCACCGGCCCCUUCCUCGACGCCGAGCACCCGCUGCUCGCAACAGGCGACUUCGACCUGCCCCCCGAAGCAGCAGCAACGCACGACGCCGAUGCCGCCGGCAUGGCGACGGUGUUCAAGUACCUCGUCGCGCCGGCACUGAACCGGCUGGCCGCGACCAACCCGUCGGCGACCGUGCUGCUGGUGCCGUCGACACGCGACCUGCUGGCCAAGCAUGUCUCGUGGCCGCAGGACGCGUUCCCGCGCCGCGAGCUGGGCCUGCACAAGGCGGUGCGGGUGAUUGGGAACCCCAUGACGCUAAGCAUGAAUGAGAUGGUGCUCGGGGUCAGUAGCCAGGAUGUGCUGUGGGAGCUGCGCCAUGAGGAGUUGGUGGGUGGUGCCCGCAUGGGGGAUGCGCUGUCGCGCAUGAGUCGCUAUUUGAUUGAGCAGAGGCAUUUUUUCCCGCUGUUUCCGUCGGCGGAUAGGAAGCGGUUGCCUAAGACGGGCGCGGUGGACGGGGCUGGUGGGGGCGUGCCGCCCGGGGCGAUGCUGGAUGUGAGCUAUUUGAAGCUGGGGGAGAUGGUGGACGUGAGGCCGGAUGUGUUGAUGGUGCCGAGCGCGUUGCCGCCGUUUGCAAAGGUCGUGGACAGUGUGCUCGUCAUCAAUCCCGGCUCCUUGUCAAAGCGGAAAGCUGCCGGGACCUACGCCAAGAUGAUACUCUACCCGCCGUCCCAGGACAAUACCGCAAGCGGGGGUAUGGCUCCCCAUAUGAUAUUCGAGAGGGCGAGGGUGGAGAUAACGAAGAUUUGA
Messenger RNA from Chaetomium fimeti, 1983 nucleotides. RefSeq names its product DNA polymerase alpha subunit B N-terminal-domain-containing protein. Gene Ontology annotation, molecular function: DNA binding. The coding region runs from base 1 to 1983 and encodes 660 amino acids. Gene Ontology annotation, biological process: DNA replication; DNA replication initiation. The record is from RefSeq and is a predicted model, not a curated record. NCBI's taxonomy places the organism in Eukaryota, Fungi, Ascomycota, Sordariomycetes, Sordariales, Chaetomiaceae. Gene Ontology annotation, cellular component: alpha DNA polymerase:primase complex. The transcript has 3 exons.